UGAGGACUCGGAGACAACACUGCAGGACGAUGUGGCUUAUGACGAUAGCCGCUGGGAUAGUGACCCUGCUUUUGCUCACGUGGUUGAGGGACUAUAUGAAACGAUGGCGUAUGCCCCCUGGACCAUUUUUCUGGCCAAUCAUUGGUAACAUUUACUUGUUUAGUGGUAGGAUGUACAUCACCUUCAUCGACCUCGCCCAGAAGUACGGAGACGUUUUCAGUCUGAAGAUGGGAAUGACGGAUGUGGUUGUACUGAACAGUCUGGAUGCUGUAAAGGAGGCUUUUGUGAAGAAGGGAGUGGACUUUGCAGGCAGGCCGAAGAUUCUAUCAAAUGAAAUUCUGACAGAAGGUGGAAAAGACAUCGCCUUCACAGACUACAGCCCUACCUGGAAACUGCACCGAAAACUGUUCCAUGGUGCCAUCAGGGGUUACGCAUUGGGACAGAACCUACAAACCAAAGUCCACGAGUCUUUGGAGGACACCAUCGCUGAGUUCUCCAAGAUGGAGGGUCAAGCAGUGGACCUUGAAGGCUACAUCUAUAAGCUGGUCUACAACGUCAUCUGUUCAACUGCUUUCGGUGUAAGGUACAACAUGGACGACGAGGACUUCAUCACCCUGAUGAAAAUAAGCAAGGACAUGACCGAGACGCUCGGACAAGGUCUUCUUGCUGACGUCUAUCCUUCACUCCGGUUCCUGCCGUCCCCGGCCCUAACUGCCUUUCGAAAAAUGACGGAACAGAGUUUGACGAUCCUGCAGCGUCAUCUGGAAGAGCACCGGGAAACGUUUGACCCAAGCAACCUCCGUGACAUCACAGAUCACAUGAUCAAGGCUCAGAAGGACGCUGAGGAGGAGGGAAUCCAGGACAUCAACUCUCUCACAGACACUCAUCUCAGGCAGACUAUGAAUGACGUCUUUGCUGGUGGUACAGACACAACUAUAUGGACUCUACGCUGGGCCAACCUGUACCUUGCUGCCCACCCGGAGAUACAGGAGAAGGUGGCUGCUGAGUUAGACAGUGUGGUGGGCCGUGACAGGCUGCCGGAGAUGUCCGACCGUGAGGCCAUGCCGUACACGGAGGCGACCAUACAUGAGAUCAUGAGGAUGGGAUCCAUUGCUCCUUUAUCCUUACCACAUGCUACGACUGUCGACACCACACUGAGUGGCUACCAGAUCCCCAAGGGUACUUGGAUCAUGCCGAAUCUGUGGGCCCUGCACCAUGACCCUGACACCUGGGGAGAUCCGGACGUUUUCCGGCCUGAACGUUUCUUGGAUGAAGAUGGAAAACCCAUCCCCAAACCUGCAGCUCUAAUGCCUUUCAGUGCUGGACGCCGUGCUUGUCCUGGUGACGCUGUGGCAAAAGCGGUCACCUACCUCCUGCUUGGAGGACUGGUCCAGAACUUCCGCUUCAGCAUUCCUGAGGGGGAAGGGCCUCCUGAUCUCACCCCUGAUGAGAAAGGUGGGGGCGCUGCCUGCGUGCCCUACCCGUACAAGGUGGUCAUGACCUGCCGGAAGUGAUGGUGUGACCUACAGGAAGUUGAUGAUAAAGUCGUGCAAUAAGCCGGCUAACGGGUCCAACUGCGCAUGCGGAGGUCAAAGGUAAAGGCCCCCAAUGUAAAUAGUAGUCUUGCUUUGAUCACACAUGGCCUGCGUCGGUCAGUUUGAAUUCUAAUGCCCAGACUUGCUUUGUUUAUGUCUCAAUUCAAGGGUCUUCACCUUUGACAUGUGACAGUUAGAUCCGUGAACGGGCUUAUUCCAAUGGCACAGACGAACAAAUUGCCAUGUCACGAAGUAUCCCAUGUAAUGCAUGAAGCUCUGUCUCAAAAGUUGCCUAUCAAACGAACCAUCAGUGCAUAAUAAUUGCAGAAUUAAUUUAAUAUCGCCGGUAUGACUAUGAGUAUGAGGUAGGGCCAAAGAAGGAAUUUUGUACUGUUUGUGUAGUAUAGUAAUACUAUUGUUUAAUGAAUGUGGGCAAAGGGGUUUAUGGUUAACAACUGUUUCUUGCUUUUGCUUUGAUUUAGUGGUUUUAGUUAGGUAUCGGUAGCUAUCAUACUAUCCUUUCGUUGUUGUUUUUGUUAUUCAAAAAUCAAUAAAGAAUGAUUGAAAAAAAGUAUCUCAAAAUAAUUGACCCCUUAUGUAUGUUCAUGAAUAUCUGGUAAGUAAACAAUCUAGGGCGAAUAAAUUACAGUAAUAAAAUAGUUUCUUCUUGUGUAAAUUAACGAAUAUACAACAUUUUUGACUUGAUAGUCUAGUUUUGAAGUUUACUUUUUGCAUUCUUUUCUUUGAGCUGUAGACCUUCAUUAGUGGUUAGAUAGACCAUGUUGAUUCGAUUAUGUAUAUAUAUGACGUUCUCUUGGAACCACAAGACUUAUGCGAGCCUGCGAAUAAAAAAGUUUGGCCAAAAA
This is a messenger RNA of Branchiostoma floridae (Florida lancelet), 2401 nucleotides long. RefSeq names its product steroid 17-alpha-hydroxylase/17,20 lyase-like. Gene Ontology annotation, biological process: progesterone metabolic process; hormone biosynthetic process. The record is from RefSeq and is a predicted model, not a curated record. NCBI's taxonomy places the organism in Eukaryota, Metazoa, Chordata, Leptocardii, Amphioxiformes, Branchiostomatidae. Gene Ontology annotation, molecular function: heme binding; iron ion binding; steroid 17-alpha-monooxygenase activity.